CUGAUCCUCUAUAAAUUAAGAACAGCCCAAUACCCUAAUCAAAGACAUAACCUCUUUGGAGUAAUCUCAAUCUCUGGCAACCGGACCAAAUGGGUUAUAACUUAUAAAUCCGAUGUUAGUUCAUCCAAAAAUGAUAUUAUCGGAUGCUGGUAUAAAUGUUUUGAUGAUCUGUUAUGGGGUGUAAACAAGGACCGAGGUGAAGUAUUUUUGGCCAGAGAUGAAAGUGGGGGCGCCUCAUGGUGGCUUUGCAUUGGGAAAUAA
Ilex paraguariensis (yerba mate) is the source of this 261-nucleotide messenger RNA. The record is from the annotation of a GenBank genome assembly. NCBI's taxonomy places the organism in Eukaryota, Viridiplantae, Streptophyta, Magnoliopsida, Aquifoliales, Aquifoliaceae.